Messenger RNA from Syngnathus typhle (broad-nosed pipefish), 3499 nucleotides. RefSeq names its product LIM/homeobox protein Lhx8. Gene Ontology annotation, biological process: neuron differentiation; regulation of transcription by RNA polymerase II; forebrain neuron development. The transcript is spliced from 13 exons. Lineage: Eukaryota; Metazoa; Chordata; Actinopteri; Syngnathiformes; Syngnathidae. The record is from RefSeq and is a predicted model, not a curated record. Gene Ontology annotation, cellular component: nucleus. Bases 1827 to 2756 code for a protein of 309 amino acids. Gene Ontology annotation, molecular function: RNA polymerase II transcription regulatory region sequence-specific DNA binding; DNA-binding transcription factor activity, RNA polymerase II-specific.
UACAAACUCAAGAGGCAGCCUACCAUCUUGGUUGUGAUCUUCCGAGUCUGAUGAAGUUUCAUCUUUAGGUUGUGCGUCAGUUCCACCGGUUGGAGAUGCAGCUUUCUUUUCAAUGGAUUCCUCCACAGCAAUGUCGUCGUCACCUUCAAAGUCCUCGUCGUAAUCUACUCGAUGAGAUUAUGGCCUGUCAGUCCUUCUGGUACAUAACACGUCUUCAUCAUCAUCAUAAUCAGACCAUCUCUGUGUUUGUCCUCUUGUUGUGAUGGAGUGCUCUCGCGUCCUGAGUGGGAUGUGCUCCUGGCCUCCUUGAAGCUUCCUCUGGCAUCUUGGACCUUCAUGGGAGGGGGCGCAGGCUUCUUGUCCAGCCCCAUCGCUAUUAUGCACCUAAAGCACAUUAAAUCAAGGGUUUUCAUCGUCGGCCAUUUUGUAGUUUCACCGACGUCCCUCACUUGUAGCACGGCGAGGCCCGCUCCACAACGCUGAAGCCAAAGUGUCCGUGCCUGCCGCCCAAUCGGGCGCCUCGCCGGUGCUUGAACUCGCAGCACGAGCUGAUACGCUCCACUUGUAGCCCGUUCAAGAAGAAGGUCAAGCUGAAGGGGAAACCUCGAUGUCGCCUCGACACGAACUGGAAUGUCUCUGAGGUGGGUCACAUGACAUUCUGUAUGAAUGCUAAUUUCCAUUUAUAGCAUUUCGCGUGAUGUUACCAUGAAGCUAAUGGGUACAGAUCUCACCACUGACCUCCUUCACGGAGCUUGCCCUUGUACACGCAGAGGUUUUCUCCUCCGCAGUGUUGCUGAAACACUCUGACCUCGUCCCUCGGGUCUUCCGAGUCAUGAGAGAGAUGCACAGAUUUGCCAAAAUACACCAUGGUGACACGCACUUUGCUCUGGGGCUCAGAAAUCCUCACCGGGGACCGCUCCUGUCGUCAAACGACACAUUUGGUUGACGUUUCUUUCGCACUUUUCUCAUUCGUUUGGAUUCAUGUUCCAGAACCAGACAACUUGUUGAUUAGACCUCGUUGGCGUCGACCGCACUGAAGGUGGUGGCAGGGCGCAGGCGGCGGCCGCCCCUGAGACUUGGAGUGCCGCUGGGAUUGCAGCCGGGUCCCCUGUUUUUUUUCUUGGUGGCAGGAGGCAGCGGCGUGACGAAGUUGUUGAUGACCGGCAGACAGUAAGUCGCUGAACGUCUGGUUGACUCUGUGAGCGGAGCGGCGUUUAUUGGCGCCGCUGCGGAUCGGCUUCAAGCGAGCGGGCCGCUGCAUCGUUCCCGGAGCCGUGUUGGGUCGAGAUGAGCAUGGCUGCGCACACGAAAUCAAAGGUCCCGAGUGCUGCUUCCGGACAGCCCUCGCGCCCACAGGUGGGUGCGGCGACAUCAUCUGGACAUCUUCUUCAAAUCGCUUUGUCCGCGCCACCUUCAAAAGUAUCGCACGGUAUCAAACUUGAGCCGAGUGCGGCCAUGUUUCAUUCUUGAGAUGCCAAUGCCACUAGGACGACCGAUGUGCCAAAAUGACCAUACAGUGGGUUGUCUGCAGAAUCCCUGCUUCCAUCCAUCCCAGCAAGUUGUCCAGGUCCUGGUGAUACAUAACAGCCCCAUGACCAACAUCAUCUGGGAAGGCUCACUCUCUGGGAGGACGACAAGAAGAAGAAGAAAAAGAAGCCACAGACAUGCGCUGGAAAAGUGAGACCAAAGUUCAAUGCUGCAUCCUGGCUGGAGGCUCCGGCGAGGAGUGAGCGGCCAGCUGAUGAUAUUUAUGGCGAGAGCGCCGGUCAUUGAACGCACCACGCGGGCAGCGAGGACACGCGCAGCGACGGAGCGCAGAGGAAAGUAUGUGUGCAUGUGAGGACUCCAAAGGCAACACGGCGGAGGUUGUGGCUGAAGACAUGCGCUCCGGCCUGCGGGCCAUGUCCGCUGAGCCACUUCUCACCGCCAGCGUGUGUGUGUGCGCCAGUUGCAAUGAAGAAAUUGUCGAUAAAUAUUUAUUGAAGGUGAGCGACCUGUCCUGGCAUGUGCGCUGCCUCUGCUGCAGCGUGUGCCAGGCCGCGCUGGGCGGCCACACCAGCUGCUACAUUAAAGACAAGGAAGUCUUCUGCAAGAUGGAUUACUUCAGAAGGUUCGGCACGUGGUGCGCGUGCUGCGGCCGCCGCAUCCACGCCACCGACUGGGUGCGGCACGCCAAGGGCAACGUUUACCACCUGGCUUGCUUCGCCUGCUUCUCGUGCAAGCGGCAGCUGUCCACCGGAGAGGAGUUUGCCCUGGUGGAGGACAAGGUGCUCUGCAGGGUCCACUACGACUGCAUGCUGGACAAGCUCAAAAGGGCCGCCGAUAAAGGCAGCAGUGUCAAUAUGGAGGGUGCCAUGCCCACCGAACAAGAAAUUAGCCAGCCCAAACCAUCCAAGAGAGCGAGGACCAGCUUUACUGCUGACCAGCUGCAGGUGAUGCAGGCGCAGUUUGCCCAGGACAACAACCCGGAUGCUCAGACGCUGCAGAAACUGGCCGAGCAGACGGGCCUCAGUCGAAGAGUCAUACAGGUGUGGUUCCAGAACUGCCGAGCACGCCACAAGAAGCACGUGAGCCCCAACCACACGUCCGCUGCCCCCGUGACCUCUCUGCAACCCGCACGCCUGGCCCCGCCCACUCCCACCCCCGAGGAGCUACAGUACACCACCUUCGGGGGUCCGGAAGGUUCCAUGCUGUCGGCGCUGCACUCCUUCAUCGACAGUGAGCACCAGGCUUUUUAUGAACUACUAUACGAGUGACUGCUUUUCACCUCGCUCUGCAUUUUUCCACUUCACAAAUCAUGCGUGUCACAUGUCAGUGCCAUGUGUCAUGUGUGGCGAUUCUCAAAGCGAGGCUCGUCAUAGAAUCACUAAAUUAAUUGAACAGUAGAGUGACAGUUUGUAUUUUCCAAUUGAGACCACAAGGCGGCGACAAAGCACUGCUUUAAUUUCCCGUAUAAUGUCUUGGUCUAAUUCAAUUGUAUUUUAAUAUAAAAGUAUUACUUUGGCAUCUUCAGGGUGCCAAGAAAUUAGGUUGAAGAAAUUUGAGGAGCUUUAGAAAGGAUAAAAAACAACCAGUUGGUGAAAGAUUAAUUGCAAAUGUGUUGUACUAAAAAGGUGGUGGUACUAGAUAGCUCACUUUGACAAUCACCCGAUUAAAUAGUGCAGUGGCUGAUUAGAGCUUAGCUGCCAUUUUUCUACCAGAGACCAUUUUAGGUUUUAUUGUGGGGCCAUGCAAAAAUGUAUGACGCAAUGAUUGACCACAUUUCACUUGUGAAAACGUUACGAUCAUUGCAAAGCGUGAAAUAUUAUUCAUGUAAGCUGCCUCAAAAUGUAUUGUGAAGCCUUCCCGCUUGAAGUCGCUGAAUCUAUGUGAAACCUCUUCUGAACGCAGCCCUCGGAAUGUGCUUAACAAUUGCAAACGGGAUGCGUCCGCAAAUGUAAUUUAUUGUGUGUAUGUCGAGUGUCUUUUAUGAAAAUAAAUGUCUAAUUUCACAAACAUC